ACAGAGCAGUCGGGUCCGAGCGGAGCGGGGGAUAAACGCCGAUAAUUGUCGGGUUUUUUUCUUUUUUAACGUUUAAAACCCCAGCCCUCUAAGGGGGUUUAUUUCUUUCCAACUUCAGCUACAGUGAUAGCUAAGUUUGGAGAGGAGGGAAGGGAAAUAUUCGCGUUGUUUCGUAGGAAAUAUCUCUUUCUGUUGUUCUGUUAUUUCUUUGCUGAGGAUUAUUGGACACCAAGGAAUAAACGCAGCCUAGACUACAUUUGUUCACUGGAAAAAAAAAGUAUCUGCCGCAAACUUGGUCGACAUGGAAAACACAACAUCCAAGAAACGGUGUUGUGACUCUGUUCGUGAUUUCUUCACAUCUGCAAAGUUCCUGAUCUACCUUGGACAUGCCCUGUCAACCUGGGGGGACCGUAUGUGGAACUUCGCUGUAGCCGUGUUCCUGGUAGAGCUGUAUGGCAACAGUUUACUCCUGACUGCUGUGUAUGGCCUGGUGGUGGCCGGCUCGGUCCUGUUACUGGGCGCCAUUAUAGGAGACUGGGUGGACAAAAACCCACGUCUCAGAGUGGCCCAGACUUCCUUGCUCGUCCAGAACUGUGCAGUUAUCCUGUGUGGUGUCCUGCUGAUGGUGGUUUUCCAGUUCAAAGAACAGCUCACUGUCCUCUACAAUGGAUGGUUGCUUACAUCAUGCUACAUUUUGGUCAUCACCAUCGCCAACAUUGCGAACCUGGCCAGCACUGCCAUGUCCAUCACCAUUCAGAGGGACUGGGUGGUCGUUGUGGCUGGAGAUGACCGCAGCAGCUUGGCAGACAUGAAUGCCACGGUGAGAAUAAUCGACCAGCUGACCAACAUUCUGGCUCCGAUGCUGGUGGGCCAGAUCAUGGCCUUCGGAUCUCAUUUCAUGGGCUGCGGUUUCAUCUCUGGCUGGAACCUCUUCUCCAUGUGUCUGGAGUACUUCCUCCUCUGGAAGGUCUACCAGAAGACCCCAGCACUGGCCAUUAAAGCAGGCCAGAAAGACACUGGCGACCAGGAGUUGAAGCACCUCAACAUUCAGAAAGAACUGGAGAACCCAGAAGGCCCGGCAGAGGCUUCUCAGCUGAUGAACGAGGCUGCUGUGGUGAAGUCUGAUAAAGAGAAGAACCCAGGUUGCUGCUACCAGAUGUCUGAACCCCUGCGCACUUUCCGGGAUGGCUGGGUGGCUUACUAUAACCAGUCCAUUUUCUUUGCUGGAAUGUCCCUGGCCUUCCUCUACAUGACCGUACUGGGCUUUGACUGCAUCACCACGGGGUACGCCUACACCCAGGGCCUGAACGGCUCCAUCCUCAGCCUGCUCAUGGGUGCCUCGGCCGUGUCGGGCAUCUGCGGGACGGUGGCCUUUACCUGGGUGCGGAAAAAGUGCGGCCUGAUCCGGACCGGCUUCAUUGCUGGAAUGGCCCAGCUGUCGUGCCUGAUGCUCUGCGUGGUGUCCGUCUUCGCCCCCGGCAGCCCCUUCGACCUGAGAGUCUCUCCCUUCGAGAGCAUGAUCAGCCAUCUUCUGGGCAACAACGCCCCCUUGCCUGAGGCCCCCACCAUGUCCAGCAUGGUGACCACUGAAGCACAAGGCCUGCUCAACAUCUCCAUGCAGUCUGAGGAGAUGCCGCACAUCGAGUCCUACAUGUCUGUCAGUCUGCUCUUUGCUGGUGUAAUUGCUGCUAGAGUUGGUCUUUGGUCUUUCGACUUGACCGUGACCCAACUUAUCCAAGAGAAUGUGGCCGAGGCCGAGCGAGGGGUGAUCAACGGCGUCCAGAACUCCAUGAACUACCUCCUCGACCUCCUGCACUUUGUCAUGGUCAUCCUGGCGCCUAACCCAGAAGCCUUCGGCCUGCUAGUCAUCAUCUCCGUCUCCUUCGUUGCCAUGGGGCACAUGAUGUACUUCAGGUUCGCCUUCAAAAGUCUCAGGAGUCGGCUUUUCCUGUGCUGUUCGCCCGAGCAGAAAACAGAUGCAGACCCUCCCUCACUUGCUGUGUAAGCCAUUAAAGAGACGCUGCCCCCCCCCACCCGCUACGAUAGUAUCUGUAUUACUCUCUUACUCAGAGACAUUGUGCAUGGGAACCAUAUUGUACUAACAUGCUUGCAGAGCCAGAAUAUGUACCUGUAUUCAACCCAGAGCAUAGAUCUCAUUAGUCAUAAGCUAUGUUAGUAAAGCAAGGCAGUCAGGCAGUAGGCCAGUAGUUUAGAUCGGUCCCGUCUUCACGAGCUUGCAUUUUGUAUGCUUUAUGUUUUUGAGGUGCUUCAGAAAGGAUGCAAAAAUGAACACGCAAAACACAGACACAUACCUGCCUUCAGCGUUUAGUUCUCCAGUAAGCCUGGUCGCUGUUUCAGUAUAGCUCAACAGUAAGUCUGGCUGCUGUACCGUGUUGCAUGUGACCUGUGUGACCGUACCACAGGGAUAUUUAUUCAACAUUUUUGCCUGAUUGCCUGUUCAUAGUUAAUGCAUGCUUAAUUAUGUAGAGCUGCAGUACCAUUUUAGCAGUAUGUUGUUACUUAAUGGCAUUUAAGUUUUAGCUUUGUUUCCUGUUGCUUUUUUUUUGCCUCCCGGGGUGAUGUCUCUUUAAUAAGGCGAAUGGAAGUUACUCAUUCAGGAAUAUUAUUACACCUAUAGUCAACAUUGUGUAUGUCAGCUUUAGUGGUGCUAAUGUGUUAUUGCAAAAGCUAUGCACUCGCAUAUAUAGCUUUUUUUGUACACAUAUCCAAAGUGGAAUUAAUCUUUCAGAAAGAGGAAGUGAGGGAACAACGAUCGUUUUUCUGCCUUUAAACAUUCCAGAUAUUUUUGGUGCGAACUGAUAUAGUAUAGCCGUUUCUGUUGACGCAAGGCCCUGUUGCACUUAAUAAUUUCACAACACCUAAAUGGCGACUUAACUUCGAGCCCCAACCACACAAUUCACAAUUUUUUUUUAUUGUUUGAUUUUGUUUUGAUUCUAGAAGUUGAUUCUACUGUUUUUUUUCCUUAAGAUUGUUACACAAGCACUUUAAGUGAUUUAGACUUCCUUCAUUACAUAAGCGCAAACAAUGCAUCUUCAGGCCUUCCUGAUGUUUACUUUAAUACACUUUUCAAUGAUUGCCUUCUUGCACCAACAAUAGCAAAGAGAUUUGGAGUUCCAAAGAAGGAAUUCCACCAUUUUUUCAGCAUUUCUGCAUGAUUAAACGGUUAAGAUGUAAAUAGAGUUAUUCAGAGUGGUUUGUUGUGAGAUGCUCCAUUCUGGAGUCAGUGGUGGUGAAAGGAACCAGAUGUUCAGAGGGUUUAAUGUUUCUGAAAGCGGCAUCUCAGAAAGCUGCUGCAUGAAGUGGUUGUGAAUGCACUGCCUAAUGCCAGAGACUAUGUUUUAUGAGAGUUUUAAAGGUUUUGGCCUAAAUUUGUUUUUAAACAUACACUUGAGGCAAAAUAGUACCCAAAGAAAGCUUCAUUUUCAGGUUUACCACUAUUUGAUCACUGUCUACAUUACAUAAAAAACUCAAUGCUCAUUUUGGACUGAGUAAAAUGGCUAUAUUAGCAAUGUAUAACCUCAGUUACAGUCACCACCACUGUACAGAAAAGUCUGUAUGUCUCUCUGCAGUCAAACCAUUCUGAAUGAAUCUCAACCAGUGAAUUAUUCAGACAUUUUGAAAAAUAAGUAGAAUUCCCGUUUAAUGUUAGUGGACCUGCUGCCCAACUGCCCCAGCCCCAGCUUUAACCUUCUCCCCCACCCUCGCCUGAAAUGCCUUCAAAAACAGGAUUUCGAGAAGUGGCGGCCCGUUUGGAAGAAUCACACUGCUCAUAUGACACCAUAAGUCUUAUUCAGAGUUUCCACCUUGCAGAUUCAGCAGACUUGUCGCUGCAGACCUAAAGUAAACAAUUCCACUUAUUUUAGGCCAUGUUUGGUGUUAGCUAUCCAACAACCAGCCAAACCAGAAAGCGCAGACUUGGUCUUAUUGACAUUACCUCCUCUGUUGGAAACCGCAGCUGGCAAGAGUGACACGCGAGGCAUUUUGUAAUAGUUGUAUAACGCCGAGACUAGAGAGCAGCAUGGGUCGGCCAUAUGUAGGAAACAGGGAGGGCAUUAUUCUGCUCUUAAGGCAGAAUGCUGAGUCAGCACUGCAGCAGUGGACUGCUUUGUUGGGGGUUUUUGGCGAAGGGCAGCUGGCCUCUACAGAAACGCAGGUGUCACGACCCACUGUUGAUCUUCAGCCUUGAUGUUUGCCCCGAAAAUGUAAAGCACGUUUUCAGCAACAGGGCACUUAUCACUUGAGCUCUUCUUGUGAGAUUGUUUCAGGACUCUUUCGUUAGACUUUGAGCAAAUUUACUACAUUGGUGAAUGUUUGUGAAAAAUGAUUUGUGUCAUGUCGUUGUGUUUUCUUAUGUGUGAAUCCUUUUUUGUACAUCUGUAAAGUAUUCCAGUGUUUCAGUGUCUGAAAUGAAAAGCCUCCUGGCUUUGCUUUUCCUCCCAACUGUAAUCCUUUAGUGUUAAACAUGUACCACUUCUAUAUGCUGCACAAAAGACAAAUCAGACAUCCAGUUAAAUGUGACUUACCCUAAAAGCAAACACACAUAAUCGCAAUUUGUAUUGUUGGAGCAGGUUUGGCUCCUUAAUCUGUUUUGCGCACAAAUGACUAUGUUGUACACUCCACCUCGAUGGAGGGAGAGCAAACAGCCCAGGAGUUGUAUUGCACGUGCUCGCUUUAAAUUGAAAUAAAGAAACUUUCAUCCACA
This is a messenger RNA of Colossoma macropomum (tambaqui), 4723 nucleotides long. It is a transcript of the gene slc40a1, whose product is annotated as solute carrier family 40 member 1. Gene Ontology annotation, cellular component: basolateral plasma membrane. NCBI's taxonomy places the organism in Eukaryota, Metazoa, Chordata, Actinopteri, Characiformes, Serrasalmidae. The record is from RefSeq and is a predicted model, not a curated record. The transcript has 8 exons. Bases 302 to 2005 code for a protein of 567 amino acids. Gene Ontology annotation, biological process: iron ion transmembrane transport. Gene Ontology annotation, molecular function: iron ion transmembrane transporter activity; peptide hormone binding.